AGAGUGGCACGAAGCCACGAACCACACCCUUUUUUCUUUCUUUCUUAUUUUCUUCUCAUUUUCUUCUUCUUUCUUCUUCUUUACUUUUCAUUUGAAUUUUGUACAGAGAAACCAACGAAGCUUCGCAAUUCACCAACUCCAUAAUCAUCGAUUCGAUUUCUCUUCUAACGAAUUGAACUUCCUUUUUUAAAUUCUGGUUUAGGGGUUAAAUCACAAUUAUUUAUAGGUAAAGGAGGAUGGCAUGCAGGGGUUUCUGGGAGUGUCUUUUGAAGCUUUUCAACUUCUUACUCAGCCUGACUGGUUUGGCCAUGGUGGGUUAUGGGAUCUAUUUGGUGGUUGAAUUCAGUAAAGCUUCUGAUGAUGAUAAACCGGCGAUUUCUCCUGUAAGUGAUGAUAGUGCUCUGAUUCAACUUGGACGGCCGAUGCUUAUGGCUGUUUCUCUAUCCGACAAUAUUUUUGACAAGUUGCCUAAGGCUUGGUUUAUUUACUUAUUUAUUGGUGUCGGAGUUGUUCUCUUUGUUGUAUCUUGUUUUGGUUGUAUUGGAGCUAUGACGGGCAACGGGUGCUGCCUGAUUUGUUAUUCAAUUUUGCUGGCACUGUUGAUCUUGGUAGAACUGGGAUGUGCAGCCUUUCUAUUUUUCGACAAAAGCUGGAAAGAAGUUAUCCCAACAGAUAAGAGUGGGGAUUUUGAUAUGAUAUAUGGCUUUCUGAGAGAGAAUUGGAGUAUUGUGAGAUGGGUUGCUCUUGGGAUUGUCAUCUUUGAGGCUGUUCUUUUCUUGUUAGCCCUUAUUGUUAGGGCUGUAAAUAAGCCAGCAGAUUAUGAUAGUGAUGAUGAGCUCAUCAAUCCAAGGCAGCAAGCCCGGCAGCCAUUGCUCAAUAGACAAGCAGGUCCAGCAGCAGGGGUACCAGUUACUGGGGCAGUUGACCAGCGCCCUAACAGAAAUGAUGCUUGGAGUUCACGGAUGAGGGAGAAGUAUGGGCUUGAUACUUCAGAAUUUUCGUACAACCCAUCUGAGUCACAAAGGGUGCAAGCAAACUCACAGCCAGCUGAAGAAAAGAGCCGUUGCGCCGUCAUGUAAUUGUUUCAUGGAUGUAAUUUAAAGCCAUGGCACAUGGCAUUGGCAAGUUGACUUCUAAUUAUUAUUUUUGUGGUCAAUGGUGUUGAGACUCAAAGUUUGAAAGAAAUAUAUCUUUUGUGGAGUUUGUGUACAAUUAUCACUUUACAGGAUUGUUCCAUGACAUGGAAAAAUCAUGUACAUUUUGUUGUUGAUAUUGUGCUGAGAGACAUCAUAAUUUCUUGUGGCAUUGUUUAUCUUCAUAGUUUAAGAUAGUUUUGAUGCCUCUCCCUUGUUGUAUUGGUUAGUUGAGUUUAAAUUAUUAUCCUGGUCUUUGAAAGACUGUUUUAUUUUAA
Messenger RNA from Vicia villosa (hairy vetch), 1411 nucleotides. RefSeq names its product tobamovirus multiplication protein 2A. NCBI's taxonomy places the organism in Eukaryota, Viridiplantae, Streptophyta, Magnoliopsida, Fabales, Fabaceae. The record is from RefSeq and is a predicted model, not a curated record. Gene Ontology annotation, cellular component: membrane. The transcript is spliced from 7 exons. The coding region runs from base 237 to 1079 and encodes 280 amino acids.